AUGGUAGAGUAUGGUAGAGUGUGUCAGAGUGUGUGUCAGAGUGUGUGUCAGAGUGUGUGUCAGAGUGUGUGUCAGAGUGUGUCAGAGUGUGUCAGAGUGGGGCGGGGCAGCGAGUAUGGCAGCGAGUAUGGCAGCGAGUAUGGUAUAGCGUAUGAACCCCCCUCUCUCACAGAACCCCCCUCUCUCCCACAGAACCCCCCUCUCUCCCACAGAACUCUCCUCUCUCCCACAGAACUCUCCUCUCUCCCACAGAACUCUCCUCUCUCCCACAGAACUCUCCUCUCUCCCACAGAACCCCCCUCUCUCCCACAGAACCCCCCUCUCCCACAGAACCCCCUCUCUCCCACAGAACCCCCCUCUCUCCCACAGAACUCUCCUCUCUCCCUCAGAACUCUCCUCUCUCCCUCAGAACCCCCCCCUCUCCCACAGAACCCCCCUCUCUCCCACAGAACCCCCCUCUCUCCCACAGAACCCCCCUCUCCCACAGAACCCCCCUCUCUCCCACAGAACUCUCCUCUCUCCCUCAGAACUCUCCUCUCUCCCACAGAACCCCCCUCUCCCACAGAACCCCCCUCUCUCCCACAGAACCCCCCUCUCUCCCACAGAACCCCCCUCUCUCCCACAGAACUCUCCUCUCUCCCUCAGAACUCUCCUCUCUCCACAGAACCCCCCUCUCUCCCACAGAACUCUCCUCUCUCCCUCAGAACUCUCCUCUCUCCCACAGAACCCCCCUCUCUCCCACAGAACCCCCCUCUCUCCCACAGAACCCCCCUCUCUCCCACAGAACUCCUCUCUCUCCCUCAGAACUCUCCUCUCUCCCUCAGAACCCCCCCCUCUCCCACAGAACCCCCCUCUCUCCCACAGAACCCCCCUCUCUCCCACAGAACCCCCCUCUCUCCCACAGAACCUCCCUCUCUCCCACAGAACUCUCCUCUCUCCCUCAGAACUCUCCUCUCUCCCUCAGAACUCUCCUCUCUCCCACAGAACCCCCCUCUCUCCCACAGAACUCUCCUCUCUCCCACAGAACUCUCCUCUCUCCCUCAGAACUCUCCUCUCUCCCACAGAACUCUCCUCUCUCCUACAGAACUCUCUUCUCUCCCUCAGAACUCUCCUCUCUCCCUCAGAACCCCCCUCUCUCCCACAGAACCCCCCUCUCUCCCUCAGAACUCUCCUCUCUCCCUCAGAACUCUCCUCUCUCCCACAGAACCCCCCUCUCUCCCACAGAACCCCCUCUCUCUCCUCAGAACCCCACUUUCUCCCUCAGAACCCCCCUCUCGCCCACAGAAUUCCCCUCUCUCCCUCAGAACCACCCUCUCUCCCUCAGAACCACCCUCUCUCCCUCAGAACCACCCUCUCUCCCACAGAACCCCACUCUCUCUCCCCUCAGAACCCCCCUCUCUCCCUCAGAACUCUCCUCUCUCCCUCAGAACUCUCCUCUCUCCCUCAGAACUCUCCUCUCACCCUCAGAACCCCCCUCUCUCCCUCAGAACUCUCCUCUCUCCCACAGAACUCUCCUCUCUCCCUCAGAACCCCCCUCUCUCCCACAGAACUCCUCCUCUCUCCCUCAGAACUCUCCUCUCUCCCACAGAACUCUCCUCUCUCCCUCAGAACUCUCCUCUCUCCCCCUCAGAACCCCCCCUCUCCCACAGAACCCCCCUCUCUCCCACAGAACCCCCCUCUCUCCCACAGAACCCCCCUCUCUCCCACAGAACCUCCCUCUCUCCCACAGAACUCUCCUCUCUCCCUCAGAACUCUCCUCUCUCCCUCAGAACUCUCCUCUCUCCCACAGAACCCCCCUCUCUCCCACAGAACUCUCCUCUCUCCCACAGAACUCUCCUCUCUCCCUCAGAACUCUCCUCUCUCCCACAGAACUCUCCUCUCUCCUACAGAACUCUCUUCUCUCCCUCAGAACUCUCCUCUCUCCCUCAGAACCCCCCUCUCUCCCACAGAACCCCCCUCUCUCCCCUCAGAACUCUCCUCUCUCCCUCAGAACUCUCCUCUCUCCCACAGAACCCCCCUCUCUCCCACAGAACCCCCCUCUCUCCCUCAGAACCCCACUUUCUCCCUCAGAACCCCCUCUCUCGCCCACAGAAUUCCCCUCUCUCCCUCAGAACCACCCUCUCUCCCUCAGAACCACCCUCUCUCCCUCAGAACCACCCUCUCCUCUCCUCAGAACCACCCUCUCUCCCACAGAACCCCACUCUCUCCCUCAGAACCCCCCUCUCUCCCUCAGAACUCUCCUCUCUCCCUCAGAACUCUCCUCUCUCCCUCAGAACUCUCCUCUCACCCUCAGAACCCCCCUCUCUCCCUCAGAACUCUCCUCUCUCCCACAGAACUCUCCUCUCUCCCUCAGAACCCCCCUCUCUCCCACAGAACUCUCCUCUCUCCCUCAGAACUCUCCUCUCUCCCUCAGAACCCCCCUCUCUCCCACAGAACUCUCCUCUCUCCCUCAGAACUCUCCUCUCUCCCACAGAACCCCCCUCUCUCCCUCAGAACUCUCCUCUCUCCCUCAGAACCCCCCUCUCUCCCACAGAACCCCCCCUCUCUCCCUCAGAACUCUCCUCUCUCCCUCCAGAACCUCUCUCUCCCUCAGAACCACCCUCUCUCCCUCAGAACCACCCUCUCUCCCUCAGAACCCCACUUCUCUCCCUCAGAACCCCCUCUCUCCCACAGAAUUCCCCACUCUCUCCCUCAGAACCCCCCUCUCUCCCUCAGAACUCUCCUCAGAACCUCUCCCCCACAGAACUCUCUCCUCUCUCCCUCAGAACUCUCCUCUCUCACCCUCAGAACCCCCCUCACCCUCAGAACUCUCCCUCAGAACUCUCCUCUCUCCCACAGAACUCUCCUCUCUCCCUCAGAACCCCCCUCUCUCCCACAGAACUCUCCUCUCUCCCUCAGAACUCUCCUCUCUCCCUCAGAACCCCCCUCUCUCCCACAGAACUCUCCUCUCUCCCUCAGAACUCUCCUCUCUCCCACAGAACUCUCCUCUCUCCCACAGAACUCUCCUCUCUCCCACAGAACUCUCCUCUCUCCCUCAGAACCACCCUCUCUCCCUCAGAACCACCCUCUCUCCCUCAGAACCACCCUCUCUCCCUCAGAACUCUCCUCUCUCCCACAGAACCCCCCUCUCUCCCACAGAACCCCCCUCUCUCCCACAGAACCCCCCUCUCUCCCACAGAACCCCCCUCUCUCCCACAGAACCUCCCUCUCUCCCACAGAACUCUCCUCUCUCCCUCAGAACUCUCCUCUCUCCCACAGAACCCCCCUCUCUCCCACAGAACUCUCCUCUCUCCCUCAGAACUCUCCUCUCUCCCACAGAACUCUCCUCUCUCCUACAGAACUCUCUUCUCUCCCUCAGAACUCUCCUCUCUCCCUCAGAACCCCCUCUCUCCCACAGAACCCCCCUCUCUCCCUCAGAACUCUCCUCUCUCCCUCAGAACUCUCCUCUCUCCCACAGAACCCCCCUCUCUCCCACAGAACCCCCCUCUCUCCCUCAGAACCCCACUUUCUCCCUCAGAACCCCCCUCUCGCCCACAGAAUUCCCCUCUCUCCCUCAGAACCACCCUCUCUCCCUCAGAACCACCCUCUCUCCCUCAGAACCACCCUCUCUCCCACAGAACCCCACUCUCUCCCUCAGAACCCCCCUCUCUCCCUCAGAACCCUCCUCUCUCCCUCAGAACUCUCCUCUCUCCCUCAGAACUCUCCUCUCACCCUCAGAACCCCCCUCUCUCCCUCAGAACUCUCCUCUCUCCCACAGAACUCUCCUCUCUCCCUCAGAACCCCCCUCUCUCCCACAGAACUCUCCUCUCUCCCUCAGAACUCUCCUCUCUCCCUCAGAACCCCCCUCUCUCCCACAGAACUCUCCUCUCUCCCUCAGAACUCUCCUCUCUCCCACAGAACUCUCCUCUCUCCCACAGAACUCUCCUCUCUCCCUCAGAACUCUCCUCUCUCCCUCAGAACCACCCUCUCUCCCUCAGAACCACCCUCUCUCCCUCAGAACUCUCCUCUCUCCCACAGAACUACCCUCUCUCCCACAGAACCCCACUCUCUCCCUCAGAACUCUCCUCUCUCCCACAGAACUCUCCUCUCUCCCACAGAACUCUCCUCUCUCCCUCAGAACUCUCCUCUCUCCCUCAGAACUCUCCUCUCUCCCUCAGAACUCUCCUCUCUCCCUCAGAGCUCUCCUCUCUCCCACAGAACUACCCUCUCUCCCUCAGAACCCCCCUCUCUCCCACAGAAUCCCCCUCUCUCCCACCAAAAAGCAAACAAUGGACAGAAAGAUGUAACAUUGACAUCCUUCUCUAA
This is a messenger RNA of Knipowitschia caucasica, 4305 nucleotides long. The record is from the annotation of a GenBank genome assembly. NCBI's taxonomy places the organism in Eukaryota, Metazoa, Chordata, Actinopteri, Gobiiformes, Gobiidae.